Molecule: messenger RNA, 2126 nt
Organism: Mus pahari (shrew mouse)
Lineage: Eukaryota; Metazoa; Chordata; Mammalia; Rodentia; Muridae
Product: Fc receptor-like protein 5
Exons: 13
Coding region: 37-1875 (612 amino acids)
Biological process (GO): cell surface receptor signaling pathway
Molecular function (GO): transmembrane signaling receptor activity
Source: RefSeq, a predicted model, not a curated record
GCUACGCCCAACUGUUUUAGAAGAGCAGUUUCCCAGAUGUCUCCUUGGAACUGCAAGCAAGAGGGAAGCACUACCCGUGAGCAGAUGCCUGGUUCAUUCCCACUCUGUGUGGCAUUGACGCAGCUUUGGCUGACUCUACUGGUUGUAACCCCUGUCAAUGGAGUGUAUGAAGCCGCACUGCAGUCUGUGGUUUCCCUUCAGCCUCCAUGGACCACUUUCUUUCGAGGAGAGGCCGUCAUGCUGACUUGUUAUAGAUUUGGCUUCUACAUACCCCAGAAAAUAAAAUGGUACCAGAAAAGAAAAACACUGAAGCAAACCCAAGGCGUUUUGGUAGGUAAAGCACCUACCUUAGAGGUCCGUGAGUCUGGAGAGUAUUGGUGCCAAGCCGACGGCUUACUUCCCAGCAUGCACGUGUACUUAGAGUUUUCUGAAGCUUCUCUGGUGCUGCAAGCUCCACCUGCUGUGUUUGAAGGAGACUCUGUGGUUCUGAGGUGUCACACAAAGAAAAGCCUAGGAGCAGAGACCCUGAAACUUUACAAGAAUGGCGAAGCUCUGGAAUUACCUCAUCAAAGUUCUGAGCUCCAUAUUCGUCAUGCAAAUCUGAAGGACAACGGUCAAUACAAAUGCAGUGGGAAGCAGGCAUGGAGUUUGAGGUCCCCCUAUUAUUCCAAUGCAGUCAGAGUUCAAGUCCAAGAGUUGUUCCCACAUCCUGUGCUGAUGGCCAGACCCUCCCAACCCAUAGAUGGAAGUCCAGUGACCCUGACGUGUCAGACCCAGCUCCCUGCACAGAAAUCAGAUGCCAGGCUCCAGUUCUGUUUCUUCAGAAACCUCCAGCCUCUGGGGUCAGGCUGCAGCAGCACCUCAGAGUUUCACAUUCCUGCCAUAUGGGCUGAAGAGUCAAUGUGGUACCAGUGCAAGGCCGAAACAGUGAAUUCCCAAGCUAGAAAACAAAGUACAGCAUUCAUAAUUCCAGUGCAAAGAGCCUCUGCGGAAUUCCAAACACACAUCGUCCCAGCCUCAAAGUUGGUGUUUGAAGGGCAGUUGCUGUUACUCAACUGCUCAGUAAAAGGAGUCCCAGGGCCCCUCAACUUCUCCUGGUAUAAAAGGGACAUGCUGAAUAAAGAAACAAAGAUUCUUAAGUCCUCCAAAGCAGAAUUCAAGAUCUCCCAGGUGAACAUCAGUGACGCAGGGGAGUAUCACUGUGAAGCUAACAACAGCCGCCGAAGCUUUGUCAGCAGGGCAGUUCCCAUCACCAUAAAAGUCCCAGUAUCUCAACCAGUUCUCACCCUUAGCACGGGCAAGACCCAGGCCCUUGAGGGAGACUUGAUGACACUUCAUUGUCAAUCCCAGAGGGGCUCUCCAUGUAUCCUGUAUGAAUUCUUCUAUGAGAAUGUCUCCCUGGGGAACAGCUCUACACUCUCUGGAGGAGGAGCAUCCUUCAAUUUCUCUAUGAGCAAAGAACAAUCUGGAAACUACUACUGCACAGCAGACAACGGCCUGGGAGCCCAGCGCAGUGAAGCUAUAAGGAUCUCUGUCUUUGACAUGACAAAGAACAGAAGCGUUCCUGUGGCCACCGGAAUCACUGUGGGACUGCUCAUCAUGGCUGUUGGAGUGUUUCUGUUUUAUUGUUGGUUCUCUAGAAAAGCAGGAGGAAAGCCUGCCUCUGAGGCCUCCAGGAGCCCUUCAGAUUCAGAACCCCAGGAGCCCACCUAUUACAAUGUACCAGCCUGUAUAGAACUGCAGCCAGUGUACAGCAAUGACCCUGUAGAAAACGUGAUUUACACAGAAGUACGGAGAACUCAGCCAAGACGGAAACAUGCAGAUCAGGAGUCUGAAAGUCCAAGAUCAAGGUGCCAGAUGGCUGAGAAAAACUAGGACAUGUCUCCUCCAAGAACAGCUCCAGAGAAGCAACCCGAAGCUGCUUCAGUCUACUCUCACCGAUGCUUCUACUGGGCCUGCACUUUCCGACCCACGGAAAGAUCGUGGACAGCAAGGAAACAGCCAACUCUCCUAAGACUGGUCCAACAUCCCCAUCCCUAUUUUCUUUGGUUUCCCAGAGACAGGCUACCCCAAAAUCAGCAGGAAGUGGCAAAAGAUCACAAUGACCUUGUUCCUGUUUCACCACC